Molecule: messenger RNA, 970 nt
Organism: Fragaria vesca subsp. vesca
Lineage: Eukaryota; Viridiplantae; Streptophyta; Magnoliopsida; Rosales; Rosaceae
Exons: 6
Coding region: 551-970 (139 amino acids)
Biological process (GO): mRNA splicing, via spliceosome
Cellular component (GO): U12-type spliceosomal complex
Source: RefSeq, a predicted model, not a curated record
UCUUGAUUGUUUCUGCUAGCUUCGGGUUCACGGUGUUUAAAGAGAAACUUGUUAUGUACAGCGAGUAUCGUAACAAUUCUCCUUCCUUGUUUCCUAGCUAUGCCACACAUGAUGAUAUGAUGUUGUAAUCUGCUUUCGGGUCCAAGAGCCAGACUCUUCAAUACAGCUGGAGACAGAGUUUUCAGUACAUAUAGAAAUCUAUGUAUGGCACAACAAUCUAACGAUGUACCGAGGAUUUAGGCUUCAGAAAAUGGUGGGAUUUACCACUUAAUUAGAUCAUCUCAGCUCCAUAUGCAAAACGGUAUUAGUUUGGUUAGUUCUGAUUGUUUUUGUUUUUCUUGUGUAUCAGCUUACAACAGAUUUUCUCCUCAAAAAAAAGAAGCUUACAACAGAUUAACAUUCUUAUUGUUACUAGAAACGAAUUCGUGCAUAGGGUAUAAACAUCUUGUUUGUUCAGGCUGAAGAACAUUCUUAACUUCGCAGUUGAUUGUACCAAACCAAUCACCAACAUUUGUUCAUUAACUUCAAUUGUAACGUUUCACCAUCAGAGAUGUUGCAAACUUGUGAACCGCAUGAGUUGUGGACGAAGUCGGAUAGACUCCGCUCUCGUCUCUCAUCCCAUUCAAUCUCAUCAAUUUCGCCUCGGCUGCUUAUCAAGAAGAGCUUUGCUUACCACAAGAUGCCUCAGCAGCCUCUUAACCUCUCUGUUAUCAAAUUGGACGGCUCUACCUUCGACGUGCAAGUUUCAAGGAUGGCAACGGUGGCCAAACUAAUAGAGGCCGUGAAAGAUGUUUUUGAUCAGUCAGCAAAUGAUGAUGAAGUGAUUUCAUGGUCGCAUGUCUGGGGUCAUUUUUGCUUAUGUUACAAUGGCAAGAAGCUACUUGAUUACAAGGCAUAUAUUAGAGUCAUUGGAAUCAAAGAUGGCGAUCAGCUUCGUUUUGUUCGGCAUCUAUCAGCUAAUAGCUUAUGA